Messenger RNA from Puccinia triticina, 6804 nucleotides. RefSeq lists its product as uncharacterized. The transcript is spliced from 15 exons. The record is from RefSeq and is a predicted model, not a curated record. NCBI's taxonomy places the organism in Eukaryota, Fungi, Basidiomycota, Pucciniomycetes, Pucciniales, Pucciniaceae. Gene Ontology annotation, molecular function: ATP binding; acetyl-CoA carboxylase activity; metal ion binding. Bases 1 to 6804 code for a protein of 2267 amino acids. Gene Ontology annotation, biological process: fatty acid biosynthetic process.
AUGCCCUACACUUCCGACCGCCCAGAAGAUUUCAGCAAUCUUGCGAACGGUCUCAGUGGUAUGAAUUCCAAUCAUGAGGAACUCGAGUUCAAGCAAGACCACUCCAAAGUUCAAGAGUUUAUCGGUGGGAACGCCAUAGAUGUUGCUGCUCCUUCACCUGUGACAGAUUUCGUUCGAAGAAAGGGUGGGCAUACCGUCAUCACUAAGAUCUUGAUCGCGAACAACGGUAUUGCAGCCGUCAAAGAAAUCCGAUCAGUUCGAAAAUGGGCCUACGAAACGUUUGGCCGGGAAAGGGUAAUCGACUUCGUGGUCAUGGCUACCCCCGAAGACUUAAAGGUCAAUGCCGAUUACAUUCGAAUGGCUGAUCGAUACGUCGAAGUACCCGGUGGCUCUAACAACAACAAUUACGCCAACGUCGAUGUUAUCGUUGACGUUGCGGAACGUGCGGGUGUCCAUGCUGUUUGGGCUGGAUGGGGACAUGCAUCUGAGAACCCAAGACUCCCGGACGCCUUGGCGGCUUCGAAGCAAAAAAUCAUUUUCAUCGGUCCUCCCGGCUCAGCGAUGCGAUCCUUAGGUGACAAGAUUUCCUCCACAAUUGUUGCCCAAUCUGCCCAGGUUCCCACAAUGGCAUGGUCCGGUUCGUCACUCUCGGAAACCGAAACUUCUGCUCAAGGUUAUCUCACCGUCGCCGACGAAGUCUACAAAAAAGCCUGUGUGACUGAUGUCGAGGUCGGUUUGAGGAUGGCGGAAGAAAUCGGAUAUCCCGUGAUGAUUAAGGCCUCUGAAGGUGGCGGUGGCAAAGGUAUCCGAAAAGUCGAAAAGGCCGAGAAUUUCACCAUGUCUUUCAACGCGGUUCUCGGUGAGGUCCCCGGCUCACCCAUUUUCAUCAUGAAGCUCGCAGGCGCCGCCCGUCAUUUGGAGGUCCAGGUCUUGGCCGAUCAGUACGGCAAUGCGAUUAGUCUUUUCGGGCGCGACUGCUCUGUUCAACGUCGUCACCAGAAGAUCAUCGAGGAGGCUCCUGUGACCAUCGCUCGCCCUGAAACCUUUGAAAAGAUGGAAAAAGCAGCUGUUAGGCUGGCCAAGCUGGUUGGUUAUGUCUCGGCAGGCACGACCGAGUUUCUUUAUGAAGCCUCAACCGAUUGUUUCUACUUUCUAGAACUUAAUCCCCGACUUCAGGUUGAGCAUCCCACCACCGAAAUGGUAUCCGGUGUCAAUCUCCCUGCCGCCCAGCUCCAAAUCGCCAUGGGAAUCCCACUUCAUCAAAUCCGGGACAUCCGAACUCUCUACGGCACCAACCCCCACGGAAACUCGCAAAUCGACUUUGAUUUCAACCUGCCGCAAUCAUCAGAUACCCAGCGGAAACCCAUGCCCAAGGGACAUGUCGUUGCUGUCCGAAUCACUGCUGAAAAUCCUGACCAAGGAUUCAAGCCAUCCUCUGGUACUCUCCAGGAGUUGAACUUCAGAAGUAGUACCAACGUGUGGGGUUAUUUCUCCGUGGGGACAGCCGGUGGUCUUCAUGAGUUUGCAGAUUCCCAAUUCGGUCAUAUUUUUGCGUACGGUGCUGAUCGUAGCGAAAGUCGAAAGGCCAUGAUUGUGGCGCUCAAAGAGUUGUCUAUCCGUGGAGAUUUCCGAACAACUGUCGAAUAUCUGAUCAAGCUGCUUGAGACCGAGGCAUUCGAGUCGAAUACGAUUACUACAGGCUGGCUCGAUACCCUUAUCUCGGCUAAUAUGACUGCUGAGCGGCCGGACAACACCCUCGCUGUGAUCUGUGGGGCUGUGACCAAAGCUCACUUACAGGCUGUAGCCGCGUCUGAUGAGUACAAGCGAAUCCUCGACAAAGGUCAGGUCCCCGACAAGAACUUGUUGAGGACAGCAUUCACACUUGAUUUCAUCUACGAGAACAUCAAGUACCAAGUUCUUGCAACCCGCUCUGCCGCCGGUCUCUACACCCUGUUCUGUAACGGUGGAAAGGUCAGCGUGGGAUUGCGCACGUUAGCUGAUGGUGGCCUACUCGUAUUGCUCGAUGGCCGAUCUCACACUGUUUAUUGGCGUGAGGAGGUUGGUGCUCUUCGUCUGAUGGUCAAUUCCAAGACGUGUUUGAUCGAGCAAGAGAGCGAUCCAACCCAAUUGAGGUCGCCCAGCCCCGGGAAAUUGGUGAGAUUUUUGGUCGAGAGUGGCGAUCAUGUUAAAGCGGGUCAAGCUUACGCUGAAAUCGAGGUCAUGAAAAUGUACAUGCCCUUGGUAGCUUCUGAAGAUGGGGUACCACAAUUUGUCAAACAGCCUGGAACGAGUCUAGAAGCCGGUGACAUAUUGGGUGUAUUGACUUUGGAUGACCCCAGCCGUGUCAAACAUGCCCAACCUUUUGCAGGCCAAUUGCCACCGAUGGGACUACCCAGCAUCGUUGGCUCCAAACCUCACCAGCAGUACGACAGCCUUCUGAAGAUUCUCUACGACAUUCUUGACGGCUAUGACAACGUUUCCGUUAUGCAAAGUACACUGAAAGAUCUCAUGAUAGUCCUCCAAGAUCCCGAACUUCCUUACGGACGUGCGACCGCCAUUCUGUCCACACUGUCGGGCAGAAUGCCUGCAAAACUUGAAGCAUCUAUCCGAACAACGUUAGACGCUGCUCACAGCAAAGGCUCUGAAUUCCCAUCCCCUCGCUUGAGGAAAGUUAUCGACUCGUUCUUAGAUGACGGAGUUCGCCCGCAAGAUCGCCAAACCGUUCUCAAUACUUUAGCACCGUUGUCGGAUGUGAUCAACCGAUUCAAGGGUGGUCUUAAGUCGCAUGGCUAUUUGACUCUGUCUGAGCUGAUGGGAGCUUACCACGGCGUCGAGAGCAUCUUCAGCUCCAACCAGGAGGACGACAUCAUACUGCAACUUAGGGAUCAAAAUAGAGACUCGUUGGACGAAGUUGUUAGAUUGGUCUUGUCACACUCUAAGUGCAGCUCCAAGAACCAAUUGAUUCUUGCUGUCCUAGAUAUCGUUAGUAAGACCGCUUCCCAAGCAGCAGUCGAAACGACUUUCCACGAUAGUUUGAGCCAGUUGGCUCAGUUGGAUUCCAAGGCCGCCUCCAAAGUUGCUCUUAAGGCCAAAGAGGUCUUGAUUCACUGUCAGCUGCCCUCGCUGGAAGAAAGACUAGGACAAAUGGAAUCGAUUCUCAAGACGUCUCUCCAACCAACCGUUUACGGUGAGGCCAACCGUGGCCAGCCUCAACCUUCCUAUGACGUCCUUCGUGAACUCGUCGACUCUAAAUACACCGUCUUUGAUGUACUCCCGACCUUUUACGAUCAUCCGGAUCCGUGGGUAGCCUUGGCCGCCUUGGAAGUCUACGUUCGCCGCGCCUACCGAUCCUACUCAAUCGUCAAUUUUGAAUAUGAAGAAGGGGACGUUAAUGAGAAUGAGCCGGUUAUGGUUUCGUGGUUGUUCCGAAUUCGCAAAGGGGCUUCACCACCUUCGACCCCGCGCAAAGGACUGACAGGCCGUUUGGCCUCUUUCUCAGACCUGACCUAUGUUGUCAAGCAUUUGCAAGAUGAACCAAUGCGAUCAGGCGUCAUGUUUAGCAUCAAGAACCUCGAAGAUCUCGAUAAAUUCAUGCCGAACGUACUCAUGAAGUUCCCGGAUGUUCAACCAAAGCUACUCAAUCCUGACCCCGAAGGAGAACCUCAUCACAACGUGCUCAACAUUGCUUACAGGCUGGAUGACUUGAAGUCCGACCAAACAGAUGCCGAGUGGCACGUCAAGUUUCAAAACGUGUGCGAGAAGUUUGACCAAAGUUUGACCAAACGUGGAGUUACCAGAGUGACUUUCAAAAUUUGUCGAAAGGAACAAUACCCAUCAUACUUCACUCUCAGGAAGGACGCCGAAACCAAGAACUGGGAAGAAGUAGUUGCCAUCAGAGACAUUGAGCCGGCCUUAGCAUUCCAAUUGGAAUUAUCUCGAUUGUCCAACUUCCACGUUACUCCCUGCCCCACUGAAAAUAGGCAGAUUCACAUUUACUAUGCCGAAGGUAAAGAAAACUCGGCCGAUUCGAGAUUUUUCGUGAGAACCAUUGUUCGGCCUGGACGCAUCAAAGGUUCGAUCAAAGUGGCCGAUUAUCUGGUUGCUGAAGCGGAAAGACUUUUGAAUGAUGCCCUGAAUGCGUUAGAAGUCGUUUCAGCAACUAGAAGGGGUGUGGAUGUCAAUCAUGUGACCCUGAACUUCGUCUAUGGAAUCCCGAUCGGAUUUGAAGAGCUACAGGCGGCGUUGGCUGGGUUCCUUGAGCGUCAUGGUAAACGCUUGUGGAGGUUGCGUGUCACUGCUGCCGAAGUCCGUCUGGUCAUUGAAGAUGAAAGUGGCUCCCCUCAAGCCAUCCGAGUGAUGAUCGAUAACUUAUCCGGUUUCGUCGUCAAAUUCGAAGCAUACAAGGAAGUCACGACUGAAAAAGGCAAAACGAUCUUGAAGUCCAUCGGUCCGGUUGGUGCUUACCACCUCCAACCUGUCAAUUUCCCUUACCCAACAAAGGAAUGGCUCCAACCUAAACGAUUCAAGGCUCACGUAGUUGGAACAACGUACUGUUACGACUUCCCCGAUCUAUUCAGACAAGCAGCCCGUCGUGAAUGGAAACGUCGAUCCGAAGAAAUUCCUUUCCUGAAGCCACCAACUGAUCCUCUCGUCGCCACCGAGCUUGUCCAAGACGAAUACGGAACUCCUCAGGAAGUAUCGAGACCUCCAGGCAGGAACACAGUUGGAAUGGUUGCCUGGAUGUUUGUCAUCAAAACCCCUCAGUUCCCCAACGGCAGGCGAAUGAUCGUGAUUGCUAACGAUAUCACCUUCAAGAUCGGAUCGUUUGGUCCAGCCGAAGACGACUUUUUCUACCGGGUAACUGAGCUUGCCCAGAAGCUAGGUGUUCCGCGUAUCUACCUUUCCGCUAACUCUGGUGCUAGACUGGGAAUUGCGGAUGAAGUCACCGAUCAGUUCUGUGCCGCUUGGAACGAGCCUGAGAAUCCAAGUAAGGGAUUCAAAUUCCUAUACCUGACUCAAGAUUCCGUCAAGAGACUCAAGGAGAAGGGUGAAGAGAAUGUGGUGACGGAAGAGGUUGAGCAUGAGGGUCAAAUCGUCCAUCAGAUCAAAGCUGUCAUUGGCUCGCAGGACGGUCUCGGAGUCGAAUCCUUGCGGGGUUCCGGCUUGAUUGCCGGUGGCACUUCUCGUGCAUACAACGAUAUUUUUACAAUCACUCUUGUUACCGCUCGGUCAGUGGGAAUAGGUGCAUACCUGGUUCGAUUAGGUCAACGUGCUGUUCAAGUCGAAGGCCAGCCGAUUAUCCUCACCGGAGCCAGCGCUUUGAACAAAGUUCUGGGCAGAGAGGUUUACUCUUCGAACUUGCAACUCGGCGGGACUCAAAUUAUGCACAGAAAUGGAGUCUCUCAUCUAACGGCCAGUAACGACCUCGAAGGCGUUUCGCACAUUUUGGACUGGAUGUCAUACAUCCCCGAAUGCCGUGGUGGACCAUUGCCAAUCACAAGUGCUAAAGAUUCUUGGGACCGGGCGAUCGAUUAUGUUCCCAUCAAAGGUUCCUACGAUCCCAGGUGGUUCCUCGCCGGCAAAGAGGACAUCACUGAAGAUGCCGGGACCGGUGAAUCUCGAUUCCUCUCCGGAUUCUUUGACAAAGGAUCGUUUCAAGAGACUCUAUCUGGAUGGGCUCAGACCGUUGUUGUCGGCCGAGCACGACUAGGCGGGAUUCCAAUGGGCUGUAUUGCCGUUGAAACCCGCACAAUCGAAAAAGUCAUACCGGCCGACCCAGCCAACCCUUCAUCUGUUGAACAAAAAAUUAUGGAGGCUGGCCAGGUUUGGUACCCUAACUCAUCACAUAAGACGGCCCAGGCCAUCGAGGACUUCAACCGAGAAGAACUGCCUCUCAUUAUCUUUGCCAACUGGCGUGGAUUCUCUGGUGGUCAACAGGAUAUGUUUGAUGAAGUUUUGAAACGUGGGUCUAUGAUUGUGGAUGGAUUAUCGAGCUACAAACAGCCCGUGUUUGUUUACAUCAUCCCCAACGGUGAACUUCGUGGAGGAGCAUGGGUUGUAUUAGAUCCUUCCAUUAACCCUAAUGGAAUGAUGGAAAUGUACGCCGACAAGACUUCUCGUGCUGGUGUACUGGAGCCAGAAGGUAUUGUGGAAAUCAAAUUCAGAAAGGCUAAAAUCCUCGAGAUGAUGAAUCGCUUGGAUCCCCGAUAUGCCGAGCUGAAGACCGCCACUUCCGACAUGUCCAAAACCUCGGAGGAACUGAGUGCGAUCAAGAAUGAAUUGGCCGCUCGUGAAAAACAGUUGAGCGGAACCUACACAGCCAUGGCUCUCCAAUUCGCAGACCUACACGACCGAACUGAGCGAAUGAAGGCCAAGGGCACGAUCCGAGAGGCUUUAGACUGGAGCGAAAGUCGAAGAUACUUUUACUGGAGACUCAGGAGAAGGUUGCUCGAGGAAGAGAUCUUGAAGAAACUUGACAAGGCCGAACAGAUCUUACCAUCCGUCGUUGACCGAGCUUCAAAUCGGGUGGAAAGAAUGAAGAUUAUCGAAGAACGGUUUCUACAUGAUCUGAGCUUGGAAGAAAUCCAAACAAAUGAUCAAGCAGUUUGCUCGAAGAUCGAGGAGAGGAAAAAACUCGUCGAUGCCUUGAUCACUGAGACUGAGAGGGCUAGUUUGGAAAGUCAAAUCCAGGGCCUGAUUAACACCAAAUCGAACUUGGUCUUCGAGUCGAUUAAGAAAGUGUUGGGUGACCGAUUGAGUUCGGAUGAGAUCUCGGUUUUAUCUAAACUCAGCAAGAACAAUUGA